AUUUUCAGGCGGAAGGGUGGACCGGCCUGCUCGCAUUCCUGCGGAGGAUUUGACCUCUGACCUGGUUGUUGCAUUCCAGAGUGGCUCGUCCUGCAGCAGCACCACAGCUAGCCCUGCAGUCAGCGACACGAUAUGUGUGUACGGCUACUUUAGUCCAUGCAGCACACGUUAGCGGCAUCUACAAAACAAUAGCGUCACCCAGGGCUAAAGCAACGCCUUGUGUCAGGUCUACGUAGCUAACUUGAAACCCAGUUAGCCGUGGUGCUCCGCAGCUAAAACCGCCAUCAUAUUGGGUUGCUUUGUAGUCACACAGCAGCAGGCUAUCCGCAGAAGGCAACGCAGAGGAAAUGAAGGACAAACAAAAGAGAAAGAAGGAGCGGACUUGGGCUGAGGCGGCUCGCAUGGUUCUGGAGAACUUCUCUGAUGCACCCAUGACUCCCAAACAGAUUCUCCAUGUGAUCCAGACCAAAGGGCUGAAGGAAAUGCGUGGCACAGCUCCCCUGGCCUGCCUGGUCACCAUGCUUCACUCCCAAGUGAGGGGGGACCGAGUCAAGAACAGCAUCUUCUUCAAGCUCCCCGGACGAAUGAGCCUUUUCACUCUCAAGAAGAACGCCCUCCAGUGGACAAAGGCCACCUCAGAGUCAGAGGCUCCAUCAGAAACGGCCGGUGUGGCCACCCUUCCAUCCUCCAGCGCCGGCGGCCAGGUGGCCGAGUCGGGCGUGGCCCCCGUGGACUCCAACGAGACCAACGAGCAGGAGAGCUGCGACUCCACAGAGACCAUCGUCACAGCCAUCGUAGACAACGACGCAUCAGUGGAUGAGAGCUCCUCCAGUGCCUCCACUGAGCCGCAGACUCCCAGCACCCAGCCUCAGACCCGCCUCAGCAGGGCGUCGGGCCAGCAGGGCCGCACGGACACACAGCCAGCCCCGCACACCCAGACCAGGCUGAGCCGCUCCAGACAGUCAGGAAGACAGAGGAAGAAAGCCGUCAUGAUGCCUCGCGUCGUCCUAACUCCGCUCAAAGUCAACGGAGAACAUGUCCCCUCAGGGCCCAUGAAGAGGAGUCGAGGGGGGGUGGAUGUGGACUUUGAGACGCCCGGCUCCAUUCUGGUCAACACCAACAUCCGAGCUCUGAUCAACGUGCGGACGUUCUCGGCCUUCCCGUCCCACUCGCAGCAGCAGCUGCUGCAGCUGCUGCCAGAGGUGGACCGGCAGGUUGGACCCGAUGGCAUGGCUAGGCUCAGCAGUUCGGCCCUAAACAAUGAAUUCUUCACCCACGCCUCCCAGAGCUGGAAAGAGAGGCUAGCCGAAGGCGAGUUCACCCACGAGAUGCAGGUGCGAUUCCGACAGGAAAUGGAAAAGGAGAAGAAAGUAGAGGCAUGGAAGGAGAAGUUCUUUGAGGAGUACCAUGGUCAAAAGUCUGGCCUGACCCGGGAGGAGUCCCUGAAGCUGACCAUGAGCGAGGCCGCAGAGGUGGCGGGCAGCGUGCUGGAGGGCGACGUGGCGGUGGUGUCCGGCGGCGCCCCCAAGAGGCGCAGCGUGGGCCGGCGGCGCCGGGACGGCCGGAUGAGGAGACGCACGCGGGCCGACCUGCGGCGCCGCGCCCGCCGCACCCUCUGCAAGCCGGCGGCCGCCCUGCCGCCCGCCGAGGCCCCGGAGCCCCCCGCCGCCGACUCCCCCCUCUGCAAAGAAACGGUGGUUCACGGGGAGGUGGUGCUCCAGGCGGACUGCGGCUUCGAGCUCCCCGCCGAGGGCGAGCCCAAAGCCUCCCCCGCCAAAGAGCCGGUCCCCACGCCGGCCCCCACCCCCGCCCCAAGCCCCGCCCCCAGCCCCAGCCCCGCCCCCAGCCCCAGCCCCAGCCCCGCCCCCAGUCCCAGCCCCAGCCCGGCCUCCACCAGCGCCAACGAGGAGGCGGAGAUGGCUGCCCACCUGCUGCCCAAGGAGCCGGAGCCCGCGCUGGCCUCCACCACCUCCCCGUCCUCCUCCUCCUCCUCCACCUCCUCCUCCUCCUCCGCCUCCUCCCCCGCGUCCUCCCCCUCCUCCCCGGACAGAAGGGGGGCUUUCGGCGCCGGCCUGGACUCCUCCUCCUCCUCCUCGGCCUCGUCCAGCGCCACCAUCCCCGCGGACCCGCUGGACGACACCGCCUCGGUGGUCACCUCCAUCACGGGCGGGACGGCCACCAGCAGCCGGGAGAGCAGUCCCUCCGCCAGCCCCGCCCCCAGCGGCCAGCUCAAGGAGCAGAAGAGGAGGCCGGAGCAGGCCCAGGCGCUCUCCAGCUUUCCCGAGAAACGGCCGCGACUUGACGACCGUCAGUCCUUUCGUACCACAAUCGACAGCGUGUGCGCAGAGAAGCCGCAGCCGACAACCGAAGAACCCAAGGUGCCACCUAUCCGGAUUCAACUAUCAAGAAUCAAACCUCCCUGGGUCAAAGGGCACCCCACCUACCAGAUCUGCCCCCGCAUCGUGCCCCCCGGCGAGGGCUCGCGGCGGACGGGGACGGGGGGCGCCCGGACCCUGGCAGACAUCAAAGCCCGGGCCCAACAGGCCCGGGCCCAGCGCGAGGCCGCUGCUGCUGUUGCGGCCUCUGGCGACGGCCCACCGCCGGCCGGUGUCCGGCUGCGGCCUGCUGCUGGGCUACCGGAUAGCAGCAGCGGACGACGAGCGCGAGAGCACCCGGGACCCGUCGAGCCCGGAGGAGGAGGAGGAGGAGGAGGAGGAGGAGGAGGAGGAGGUGGAAGAAGGGGAGGUGGUGGACUGGAGGAGAAGGGAUCGUCUCCAGACGCUGAUCCGCCUGGAGCACAAUUACAGCUUCUCGCCGUAGAGCCCGCCGCCCUGGCCUCUCCGGCGCCGUCCCUGGAGUCCCCGCGGGCCAGUCCCCCCCCCGACGGGCCGAAGCUGGACGGGGAGGCGGAGGACCCCCCCGCGCCUGUGCAGAGCUCCUCUUCCUCUGGCGGGGGCGGGGCCACAGACGGGGCCCGUUCCCCCCCUCCGGGCCACGGCUCCACGCCGGACCCGGGGGGAGCCCACAGCUCCAGCGAGAGCAGAACAAAGUCGGGAGUGCAGUAG
This is a messenger RNA of Menidia menidia (Atlantic silverside), 3065 nucleotides long. The record is from the annotation of a GenBank genome assembly. Lineage: Eukaryota; Metazoa; Chordata; Actinopteri; Atheriniformes; Atherinopsidae.